CGAUGGACGAGGACGAUGCGGACGAGUACGAAGAAGCGGUCGACGGCGAAGAAGCGGUCGACGACGAUGAAGGUGGCGACGGCGAGAGCGAUGAUGUCGAGGAGAAUGAUAACGACGACCAUGGUGACGAAGACGACGACGACGACGACGACGAGGAAGACGAGGCAGCGCAAGAGGUGGCACCGACGUAUCCACGGCGCCACUCACACAACCCCACAGACGAAGACGACGAUGUCGUUGUCAUCAAGACGGACCGGCGAACGACGCAUGACCUAGCCGAGCGCCGAGCGUCGCGUCGAUCCUCGCGUCGAUCGUCGCUCAUCGACGACAGUGAAGUGGACGCUGCGUUUGUCGCCGAAGAGUCGCGUCGUGCGCGACGCAAUGAGGUCAUUGCCGUCGACGAAGCGCCCGCUGCAACGUCGCGUAGCACCCGACGGAGCCGACGCGCCGAUCAUGAAGACGACGCAGGCGAUGAGGACCAUCGCCACGAGCGCUCGUCGCGACGCCACACGCGCCGGUCCAACGACGUGCACGAAGACGAAGACGAGGACGAGGGCCAGCAGACGCCACCGACGACCAAAGCGUAUGCGUUCCGGAACCGGUCGCAGCGCCACUUUCGCUACACGCCGGACGAGCCCGUGAAGCGCUUGAAGCGUGAACCCGUCGUCGACGACGGCAACCAGUCAUCCGAAAGCACGCGGCACACGCAAGCGAUGGACCGGGCGCGGCGCUACGCGUUGCGGCAGCAGCAGCACCGUGAGGACGGGUUUCUCGAACAAGCUGCGGCCGGCGCGCACCACAAACCGAGUCGGCGACGCCCGAAGCGCAUCCGUGAGCUCUUGGACGAAGUCGAGUCGCUUCACGCGGGCAGCGACUCACCGCCGCCGCUGAACCUCAGUGCUGGCUACUCGCUCCGCAACCGCAACACGAUCCGGCGAACCGUCUCGACGUACGAGACGCUGGCGGCGGCCGAGGCGCGGCCAUCGUCCAAGUCGUCGAGCAACCCCUACAGCGACUACUUGAGCCGGCGCAGCAAGAAGGAGUACGAGCCGCCGCGGCAUCGGCGCCAACGCAAACCCGCAGGCAGCUCGUCGGACGACGACGAAGACCGCAUCGUGAAGCGGCACAAGCGCGAAGUGCACGCCAUCUUGCCUCUCAACGAGACGUCGGGGAAGAAUGGGCAGCUGCGCGCGGACGUGGCCCCGAUCGAAAUCGACAAGUCGGUCAAUUGGGACUCGGUCGGCGGUCUCCAUGCGCACAUCAACGCACUGACAGAGAUGGUGCUGCUGCCGAUGCUGUACCCCGAGUUUUACACCAAGUACGGCGUCGCGCCGCCCUCGGGCGUGCUCUUUUACGGCCCACCCGGCACGGGCAAGACGCUCAUGGCGCGCGCGCUCGCCAACAGCUGCACGGACCAGCACAUUACGUUUUACAUGCGGAAAGGCGCCGACUGCUUGAGCAAGUGGGUCGGCGAGGCGGAGCGCCAGCUGCGGCUUCUCUUUGAACAAGCCAAGCGCACGCAGCCGUCCAUCAUCUUUUUCGACGAGAUCGACGGCCUCGCGCCCGUGCGCAGUGCGAAACAAGACCAGAUCCACGCCUCGAUCGUCUCGACGCUGCUCGCCCUCAUGGACGGUCUCGAUGGCCGCGGCCGCGUCAUUGUGAUUGGCGCCACAAACCGGUUGGAUGCGAUCGACCCGGCCCUGCGCCGCCCCGGCCGCUUUGAUCGCGAACUCGGCUUCACCUUGCCCAACGUCGAGGACCGAGCUGCGAUGCUGCAGAUCCACACCAAGUGCUGGCAGCCGCCGCUUGCACCCACUUUUCGCAUGGAGCUGGCCAAGCAGCUGCAUGGCUACUGCGGCGCCGACAUCAAAGCCCUCUGCGCAGAAACCGCCCUCGUCGCGCUCCAUCGCACAUAUCCCCAAGUGUAUGCGAGCACGGCCAAGCUCGCGAUCGACGCGGCUUCGAUCCAGAUUUCUCGCGCCGACUUCCACGUUGCGUUCCAAAAGGUCAAGCCCGCAUCCCACCGCAGCCACCAAACGCUCGCGCAGCCGCUGCCGACGAUGCUCGUUCCGCUCCUCGACGUACGGUCUCGACUUGCAUGGGCUAGACCAACCAAUACCUACGUAGGACGUUCUGGAAGCCCUCGUCGAAAAAUUGCGGCCGCGUUCCCGAUUGCGAUCCAAUCGUUUGAUCGAUCGGCCACGCCAGCGGCCCACGCAGGCGCGUCAUCGGGUCCGUCCAUUUUCCUUGUCGAGCACCACGACGCAUUGUGCCAUGCCUGCGGUCUCGAAGUCGACGAUGCGCCUGCUCUGCGCUGCGAGACUUGUCCGCGCUCGCAGCACAUGGCGUGCGCUCCGCCGUCGGGUGCCGUGUGCGGCGACUGCGCCAUGGGUGCGCUCGUCGUACCGUCGGCGCAGUUUGCCACCGCGCAAGCGACGCGUGUCUUGGUGCACGGCAGUGACGGCAUGGGCCAGAGUCCGCUCCUUGCGGCGCUCUUGCACCGUUUUGAGCGCCUCCUCGUCUUUUCGCUGGACCUGCCAUCGCUCUUGAGCGACAUCAACCACCACAAUCUGGAAGAAGCCAUGCUCGGGCAGCUCAAGGAGGCCAAGAAGAGCACGCCGAGCAUUGUCGUCUUGCCCAACGUGGAUGUGUGGUGGCACCACACGAGCGUGACGGCGCAUGCGCUUCUAGAGAUGUUUCUGCGCGACUGCCAGCACCUGCCGCUACUCUUGCUCGCCACGUCAUCGACGCCGGUUGCAUCCCUCCCAACCGAGCUGCAGCGCCUCUUUGGCGUUGCCUCAACGGUCACCGUAGCUGUGAAGUCCCCGUCGACAGCGUCGCGCAAACGACUCUUCCAAGCAGUGUUUACCGCCUUUGUGCGACCGCCCGUCAAGGCCCCGAAAGCGCCGGCGUCGAUUCCGCUGCUGGCGCCCGUGGUGGCGCCGAUCAAGGAAGACGUGAUCAUCGUCGACGAUGCGCUGACGCUGCGGCACGAGCAAGAAGCGCACCACUUGCGUGAGCUGCGCAUCUUUCUCGGGAUGGUCAUCGACUAUUGCAUGGAGCAGAAGAAGAACGCGCCAUUUCUGUAUCCGGUCGACCCGGACGAAGUGCCGUCCUACUAUAGCGUCAUUACGCGCCCCAUGGACCUGAGCUUCAUGCGCGAGAAGGUCAACGACGGCGAGUACGACACGUACGAGAGCUUCCUCAAGGACAUUCAGCUCAUUGUGCGCAACGCCAACGAGUUUAACCCGCGCGGCUGCCCAACCCGCUACGUGGCGCACGCGGCGGCGGCCAUGCAAGACAAUGUCAUGAGCUUUGGCCAUCGUUUCCGACAGCAGCAAGGCUACGACUUGUUUGCCAAGUGCCGCGAGAUCAGCAAGCAACGCGAGAAGGAGGCCGGGAAGCCGCGCCAGCGGCGCUUUGCACCCGCGCGCAAAUCGCAGCGCAUCAUGGAGGACGACGACGAGGGCGGCGAGAACGACGCCGUCCACGAGACGACUGUCGACGAGCAAACCGUCCCCGAGCAACCGGAUGCGACGCCAGAAUCGUAUGCAUCAUUCGAAGUCGGCGACAAGGUGUUUGUGGAGAAGCGCACGAUGCCAGGCAUGAACAAGCUCGGCGGCGCUGGCAUCGUCACCGACGUCCACAUGAGCACGGACGACGACGACGAUGAGGCCGUGCCGCACUACUCUGUCAAGUACGUCAUCCUCGGCGGUCUGGAGAAGCGGAUCCAUCCCAAGUACCUCCGUCUCUUGACCGACGACGUGGUGAAAGACUCUGUCACGAUGAAGCGGUCGGACCCGUCGCUUGCGACGCGCUCGGAAAGACAACCGGCGCAGCAGAGCGCUGCGUCGCUCGAGAAGCACCACUUUGAUUCGGUGCUUUGGCCGACACUGUACCAGGAAGGGUGGGAGCGCGUGCCGUGGGCCGACCCGACAAGUGACAAACCAAAGUGGAUCCUCGUCUCGACCGUGCCGCCGUCGGCGCCCGAUGUGUGGACCAACGAAUUUAUGGACUCGGUGCAGGACCUCGUGUGGUUUACGUCCCGCAAAGCAGCGCUGGCGUACAUCAAGUCGGACGCGAAUCUCUCGGCCAAGUGUUUUGGGCAGCGCUUUCUGGACGAGAACGCGACGACGCCGGUGAGCCCCCGCCACGCCUGCAAGGCGCGACUCGAGGACGAGCAACGACAAGCCGCCGAGACGUUUCGCAUGGCGCAGGAGGACAAGCCGGCAGUCGCGGCGAUUAUCGAAACCCUCGUCGACGACGCAGCGAGUUGCGACCCGGCGUUCGUCUGCGACGAGGUGGCGAUGUCGAAAGCGCUCAACGCAAUGGUCGACAAGACGGACGGAUGGUCCGUCGACAAGCUCGUCGCCGAAGUGCACGCGUUGCAUCUGCUCGGCGCCGCCCACGAAGCCGCGUUUGAUCGCACCGCGCUCCUUGAGGCGGUCACCGAGCGCGUCGCUCACCACUAAGGACCACACUAUUCCAUUGUAGUAUAGUAGCUCAAAGCUCCUUGCGAGAGUAUUACCAGAGAAGAGUCGCUUGCUUCAAC
Messenger RNA from Saprolegnia parasitica CBS 223.65, 4552 nucleotides. RefSeq lists its product as hypothetical. The record is from RefSeq and is a predicted model, not a curated record. NCBI's taxonomy places the organism in Eukaryota, Oomycota, Saprolegniomycetes, Saprolegniales, Saprolegniaceae. Gene Ontology annotation, biological process: positive regulation of transcription by RNA polymerase II. Gene Ontology annotation, molecular function: ATP hydrolysis activity; chromatin binding; histone binding. Gene Ontology annotation, cellular component: nucleus. The annotation marks the transcript as partial. The transcript is spliced from 8 exons.